Molecule: messenger RNA, 5469 nt
Organism: Trichosurus vulpecula (common brushtail)
Lineage: Eukaryota; Metazoa; Chordata; Mammalia; Diprotodontia; Phalangeridae
Gene: GAD2
Product: glutamate decarboxylase 2
Exons: 16
Coding region: 214-1974 (586 amino acids)
Biological process (GO): GABA shunt
Cellular component (GO): cytoplasm
Molecular function (GO): glutamate decarboxylase activity; pyridoxal phosphate binding
Source: RefSeq, a predicted model, not a curated record
AGACGCUGCUGUUCACCUACUACACACAUACAGAGUUGCUGAGUGUAACACACUCACCCACCCACACGGCCACUCCGGGACUCCCCAGGGUGCUCUUUCCCUCCUUCACAUACUCACGCGCUCGGACUCACGCACAAGCACGCAAGCACUGAGGGGAUAGCUUCUCGCCUGCAGUUGGCACUCUCAUUUCCCUGUACCAGUCUCGCAGCGCGGAUGGCAUCUACUGGCUCUGGCUUCUGGUCCUUCGGGUCCGAAGAUGGCUCCGGGGACCCGGAGAAUCCUAGCACAGCAAGAGCCUGGUGCCAGGUUGCCCAGAAGUUCACCGGAGGCAUUGGAAACAAGCUUUGUGCCUUGCUGUAUGGAGACGCGGAAAAGCCGAUGGAAACCGGCAGCGAAAAGGAGACUCAGGGAUCAACGGAUAAAAAGACUGUUUGUACUUGCAAUCAGAAGCCCUGCAGCUGCCCCAAAACGGAUCUCAAUUACGCGUGUUUACACUCAACAGAUCUGUUGCCAGCAUGUAACGGAGAAGUGGCCACUUUGUCUUUUCUCCAAGAUGUAAUGGACAUUUUGCUUCAGUAUGUGGUGAAGAGUUUUGAUAGAUCAACCAAGGUGAUUGAUUUCCAUUACCCAAACGAGCUUCUUCAAGAACAUAAUUGGGAAUUGGCAGAUCAGCCACAGACCUUGGAGGAAAUUUUGUCCAACUGCAGAACAACUCUAAAAUAUGCAAUCAAAACAGGUCAUCCUAGAUAUUUCAAUCAGCUUUCUACUGGAUUGGAUAUGGUUGGAUUAGCUGCAGACUGGCUAACAUCAACAGCAAAUACUAAUAUGUUCACCUAUGAAAUUGCUCCAGUGUUUGUACUUUUGGAAUAUGUCACAUUAAGGAAAAUGAGAGAAAUUAUCGGCUGGCCAGGGGGAAGUGGCGACGGAAUCUUUUCACCUGGUGGUGCCAUAUCUAACAUGUAUGCUAUGUUGAUUGCACGUUUCAAGAUGUUUCCAGAAGUCAAAGAGAAAGGAAUGGCAGCUAUUCCCAGACUGGUUGCCUUCACAUCUGAGCAUAGUCACUUUUCAGUAAAGAAGGGAGCUGCAGCCUUGGGGAUUGGAACAGACAGUGUGAUUCUGAUCAAAUGUGAUGAAAGAGGGAAAAUGAUUCCAUCUGAUCUGGAGAGAAGAAUUGUCGAAGUUAAACAAAAAGGAUUUGUUCCCUUCCUUGUGAGUGCCACCGCAGGAACCACAGUGUAUGGCGCAUUUGAUCCCCUUCUAGCUAUUGCUGACAUCUGCAAAAAAUAUAAGAUCUGGAUGCAUGUGGAUGCAGCUUGGGGUGGCGGACUACUGAUGUCCCGGAAACAUAAAUGGAAGCUUAAUGGUGUGGAAAGGGCCAACUCCGUGACAUGGAAUCCUCACAAAAUGAUGGGCGUUCCCUUGCAGUGCUCAGCUCUGCUAGUUAGAGAAGAGGGACUGAUGCAGAGCUGCAACCAGAUGCACGCUUCCUACCUCUUUCAACAAGAUAAACACUACGACUUGUCUUAUGAUACUGGAGACAAGGCUUUACAGUGUGGGCGCCACGUUGAUGUCUUCAAAUUGUGGCUAAUGUGGAGGGCAAAGGGGACCACCGGAUUUGAAGCACAGAUUGACAAGUGUUUGGAGCUGGCAGAAUAUUUAUACAAUCUUAUAAAAAACAGAGAAGGCUAUGAAAUGGUGUUUGAUGGGAAGCCUCAGCACACAAACGUCUGCUUCUGGUAUAUCCCCCCAAGUUUACGGCACUUGGAAGACAAUGAAGAAAGAAUGAGUCGCCUCUCAAAGGUUGCCCCCGUGAUUAAAGCCAGAAUGAUGGAGUAUGGAACCACAAUGGUCAGCUACCAACCCUUGGGAGAUAAAGUCAAUUUCUUUCGCAUGGUCAUCUCAAAUCCAGCGGCAACUCAUCAAGACAUUGAUUUCCUGAUUGAGGAAAUAGAACGCCUUGGACAGGAUUUAUAAUCAUCCAGCCAACCAAGCUAUCCCAGCUCUCUAGCUAGACAAUUAAGUUGUCACAAACUGUGUGAAUGUAUUUGUAGUUUGUUCCAAAGUGAAUCUAUUUCUAUAUUGUGGUGUCAACGUAGAGUACAGUUUAAAAAAAACAGGAAACAUUGCUCCUUUUAAAAGUCCUUCCUUAAGUUUGAGGAUGAAUACCUCUUUCAUAAUCAGCAGUAAAAUUAAUAAGGAAAAGCUUAAAACUGUUAAAAAUGGUUCCCCCAAUUCCAGCAAAGUGAGCAAAGUUAGUAUGUAUUUUCAUUUCAGAGUAGUAGAGUUGAAUGGUGCCAAUUUGCUCCUAAGAGUCACAAAAAUGUUCUUGGGGUGCAGUAGGAAAAAAAGACAAAGUAAAUAUAAAAUGUAUGUUGAAAAUAAAAACUCUUGCCUUUUUCAUAGUAUUAGAAAAGAAUUUCUAAUUUACCUAUAGCAACAUUACAAAUGUAUUUAAAUACAUAUAAUUUUACAAAAGGAAAUAUAUAUAUAUAAAGAAGAUCCUAUUUUGUAAAGUAUAGAUUUUUAUUUUAUAUGGGUUAUAAAAACUUCUGGGGCAGAAAUGAAAAACUAAAUAGAUUUUUUUUCUUCCAAUGGAGGCACAUGAGAUACUUAGUAAUGCUUAUUUUGAAACAUAGACCCACAAAUUCUUAAAAUGUGGAACAACUUAUUUCUACAUGUCUCACAGCUUGUCGCAUCUCUAAGAUUUAGUAUUUCAAAACCUCCCAAGAGCAUUGGAGCUCUUAAGAAAAGCUAGAUCAUAUCAAUUACAGGACAACAAUAGGGUACUCUUCCUAAUUAAGUUUUCCACUGGUCUUCCCUCAGCUGACCCACUUAGUACACAGUAUUCACCAACCCUUAGUCUAAGAUUCUGUUAGGGUGAUUUUCUUUCUUCUGCCUUCCAGUGCUUUUCUCCCCUCUGAACAGUUGAUGCUCAUUCUCAAAGCAUCUUCCCAAACAACAUUGAAUAAUUAGGUCAUUCAGAUUAGGGAAAUGGAAAACAAAAUCUAAUAGGAACUGAGCAGAAGUGAUUGAAGCAUGCUCCUAGGAUGUGAUAAGCCAAAAAAAUUAAACUCCCACUUGGCAACAAAAUAGAUCUAUGUUAAAAAACCAACUAAAAGAUCUUUUGAAAUGUUAUAUUACCUCCAUUAGGUGAUUAUCCCCACUUAUCUUUAAUGAUAAGUUCACUAGUAUCUGGCAAGAGCAAUUGAAAUAACAUGGAUGAUUCUUUUCCUCCCAUACAAGCUCAAACUUUCUUAAAUUCCCAUAGGGAGACAUCAUCUUGAGCAGAUCUUUGAUGCAUUUACUGUCUCCCCAAGAAUACAGAACAAUGACCAAAGUACUUGGAGUAGCAGGUCCCUCAAGUUAGAAUAGAAUUGACUCUUCUAGGUCUCUCCCAGCAGCCUCUUGUACUGGGGGUAUUAAAGUAAGUGGACAUACUUACUUGUCCUUGUGAAACAACAAGUGAGCACAGAGAUAGUUUCCUGAGUUCAUUUUGAAGACCCUGGUUACUUAUUUAUAAGCCAUCCACUAGGCUCUCCUUCCCUCCAACCAUAUUUAGAAAUUAUUGAGGGUCAUAGAAUCUCUAUGAACAGUAAAACUAUAGGUGUGGAAAGGAAGGAAGAAUAUUCAUGAAUACAUACCCUAAUACAACUUUUGAUCAAAAUAAAUCAGAAAAAGGAGAUCCUCUGCCUGACAAUAGCAGCUAUAUACCUGCCUAUUUGGGUGAAAUAGCAAACUCUUGCAUCCUUUCUUCUAUGUUUCAUGCAAAAAUUUGCUUUAAUUAUGUAUUUUUAAAAUGUACGCUUAGGCAUACAUGGCUUUUGGAUCCAGCUCUCCUUUUCCCCAUCAAUGUAUUCACUGGAGACAUUAGAAGAUAACUUUAUAUAUGCCUUUGUUUUUAUUCUCCAAAGGAACAAGGAUGUCACUCGGGUAUUUGUUCUGCAGCCAGGCUUCCUGCUCCUUUCUAUGAAUUGACCUUCAAGAUUCAGCAUGUGGUUAUGUGUUAUGAGCUUUUGUGAAGUGGACCAGCAAUUAACUCUGAUUUUAUUAGACCAUAGCUCUAACAAGCCUGUCCUUAUUGGAGACAGUGAAGUUCAACAUCCUGAUCUCUUCCCUUUGUAGCCUGGGAUGCCCAUCCCUUCCGGUGCCACCUAUUAACUCAAAGAGGAUACCACUUUCUGUGCCAAUAAGCUAAUGAUAUUCAAAAAUUCAAAUCCUUGUAUCCGAACAUGAAAUUAUAGCCUAGUUUUUAACCGAGAGGGUCCCUGCCCACCCAACCCCAAGGAGUUUUUCUACAUUUAAGAAUAUCUUCACUUAAAACUAUGCAGCUAAGUCCCCAUCUAUUUAUGACCUAAUGAAUAAGGGCAAGAUCAAAAACCCAAGUAGAUCCAGAGACUUUCAAUUAAAAUACUUUAAAGUUUAUCUACAUUCCCCUGGUAAAGGGAAAACAAGAGUCUCUGAGAGUUAGCCCAGGUUCCCUUGGAAAGUUUUGGUUUUAGCUUUAACUAGAAUCAACAUGGCCAUUUUUGUUUCUGAAGCAAUAUUGUGUUUCUUUCUUUCUUUAAAAAUACUUGAAAAAAAGUGCGGUGCGUUUUUAUUUUAUCUGAAAUGUAGAAACGGUACUGACUUUGUGUAGUGUCACAAGGAUGUGAAGAAAGCAAGAAAAAGAAACAAAUUGUGUCUGUAAUUGUGUUGCCUUUUAUUCUAUUGAUAGUCCUGUCUUGUCACCUCAGAUUGAGGAUGUGCACUUUAGAUUUAAACUGUACAGUGUUGCAAAUCAACAUGUGUUGCUGUAUAAGCUUGUAUAAUAUAUUAUGGAUAUGUCACUUUCUGUGUGGUAGCUGUAUUGAAUCUUGAUAUUGUAAGAACUACAUCCACAUUUGUCCCUGUAUUAUCUCUUUGCUCAGUUGUCUGCCCUUCAUAUCAGCUCUAAUGCAGAAUAUGCCCUUGCUGCUAACCCCCUUCCUGGGAGAUCCACUAUGACAAGAGUGGGGUGUUUUAAUGAAAAUCAAGGUAAGAGUCCCACUUUGUCUAGGAGGAUAGGAAAAAACACCACUAGAGCAGUGAAUCAACCUGCUGAAGUCAUUGAUAUUCCAUCUAUGGGGCAAAUAGAAUACAUUCUAUUCCUUAGACUAAGAGCAAAGGGCAUGGGUGAAGACAUAGUACAUGGAGAAGGAAGAGGGGGAUAAAUAACUUGGUUUCAUCUUGCACGUGCACUUCUGUUUUUCAAUGCUACGUACAAACACUGUAUAUUUCUAAGUUAUGUGUGCCACAACACAGGACACAUCAGGUCUUUCAGGAGGUCAUGGGUAUUUUCCCUCACUAUUUCAUUUCCUGCAGCCAGAAAAAGACUUAUAUGUCAACCUGUUCUUCUGACCAAAUAGAAACUUGUGUUCGAUCAAAGUAUUUUAUCUGUGUUGUCUCUUGAAACCCAAAUAAAAGCAGAAAACGUGGUUACACACCAACGGC